This is a messenger RNA of Penicillium riverlandense, 1254 nucleotides long. RefSeq lists its product as uncharacterized. Bases 1 to 1254 code for a protein of 417 amino acids. The record is from RefSeq and is a predicted model, not a curated record. The transcript has a single exon. NCBI's taxonomy places the organism in Eukaryota, Fungi, Ascomycota, Eurotiomycetes, Eurotiales, Aspergillaceae.
AUGAAGCGCCUUGCCAGCUUGAAGAGCUCCUCGGAGUCGAGCACGAAUCGCUGGACGAAUAGACGGCACAUCAGCACCAAAGGAAAGAAGAACGGCGCCCAAUCCAACAACCCGUAUCCUCUAUCCGGAACCAUCAGCCGCCCGGCUGCACAGAAUAAUCCAAAUGGCUCGUAUUCAGAGCUCGGAGAGCGUGACUUCCGGGGAUCUCGCUCACGAAGCGACCCUUCGCUUGUCUAUUCGGGCUAUGAGCAUGCGGCCCCCGCCGCGAGCGCAAAGUCGAAUGCGCCCACUCUUUCCACGAACGGUGACACAGCAGCCUCGGAGGCGGCAUAUUCCAACAAGGCUGGAACAUUGGCAACAGGUGGCGGAGGACUUAGUUCCCAUGGAGGGGGAGAGGGCAGCACUUUUUCGUCGCCGGCUCCAUCGGUGCGAUCUUUGACGACGACCCUGACGACUGUACAGUCGGCAGCACCCUCAACCCAACUGUACCCCGCGCAAAACACACAACAUGGCCACGGCCACGGUAGCUCCACCCAGAGCUCAACCCAUCAGCAGGUGCAAUUCUCCCACCAGUUCCCUUCGUCAUCCACGACCGCAACCGCCGUCCCCCCGCACCUCCUGCCCCAGGGCAACUCGAUGACAUACAGUACUGCUACGGCCAACAACGUCCUGACCGACAACGCAUCCAUUCUUACCCUGGCCAGCUCCUCCAAGCGCCGUCGUCGGAACUCCCUGGACACCAACGCAUCCGUUCGCGCGCUAGCGCCGUCGUCGAUUUUCGGCGGCAGCCGCGAGAGCUUGCCUCUGAGCAUUCUCAGUGGAAACCCGGCCGAGCCAUCCAACACAUCCGCUUUCAAUGCACCGGGCGUUCUCAGCCGACCCAGCAUGGCCGGCCUUGCCAGUGCCGAGCGAAUCAGUGUCUACUCGUCCUCAGGGGCCCCGCCGCUUGGUAGCGCUACCGGGGAGCGAACCAGCCUCCACACAGCCCGGCCGAGCCCCGGAGCAGGCGAUGCAGCCAGCAUUCGCAGUGGGGUGCAGUCGCACAGUCGCAAUGACAGCACGGCAGCCAGCAUUUCCGGUGGUGUUGGCAGCCCGCUCGCCAUGGCGCCUGGCCGCAUCAGUCGCCGGAGUUCCGGCUGGGGAGAGAUCACUGGUGACGAGAAUGAUGGCGAGAGGCCUGUCGAGCGAAAGGAUGACGAAAAAGCGGUGACCAAGACACACGACGACUCUCAGGAUGAGGCGAAGCAGAACUAG